This is a messenger RNA of Clupea harengus (Atlantic herring), 8195 nucleotides long. It is a transcript of the gene crim1, whose product is annotated as cysteine rich transmembrane BMP regulator 1 (chordin-like). Gene Ontology annotation, molecular function: protein binding; serine-type endopeptidase inhibitor activity. Gene Ontology annotation, cellular component: plasma membrane; extracellular region. NCBI's taxonomy places the organism in Eukaryota, Metazoa, Chordata, Actinopteri, Clupeiformes, Clupeidae. The record is from RefSeq and is a predicted model, not a curated record.
GCCAACAUUUCCUGUGUUCCAUAUCUGGAAUGAACUACCCAUUGGAGCAAAGUAAUGCAGGAGGGGAGUGGUUGCGUUAUGAGGUCACGGUGCGAGACUGCACCGAGCCAGCAGCGGGCGGAUAGAGUCCCGCAACAGAGAAGCAUAAACAUGAGCCCGAGGAACACAGCAGACACGAGAGCAGGAAACGUUUGAUUUCAACAGACGUAGCUAAGUGAACCAGUGCCAGCGACCAAAUAAUAGCGCUACUUUCGCCUUUAAAGGGAUUUUUUGGAAACAUCGCACAUCGGUUUUUGGAGCUUGGAAGGCGCAGAAGAGAACAAAAUUCCCCCAGCUUGCAUAAAAAGACUAAGAGACGCGGGGAGACAGAGAGUGGGAGAGAGACAGAGACAGAGACAGAGACGCAUGAGUCCAGAAAAGAAAGUUGUUUCGGAAAACAAACUAGAAGGAACUCCGAGAGUGUAAUAGCAUAGCGCACUAAAAACCAUGCUGUCUCCUUACAGCGUGGGGUAGUUGCCGUUUCUCACACAGUUGAACGGAUCGCUCAUUUAGUGGUUUGAAAUCCUUCUCAACAAAAGUUUGUCGUGCGGGACGUGUAAACCAAUACAACAGAAAUACGGACAUUUUUACGGGAAUUGCAAGCCCCUCUACAUGCCAGUUUAGAACGGUGUGUUCUUUCAUUAGGGUCGUUUCCACAAGGUUUUAUCUCUCAGGAUUGAUUUGGGGGAAUCGGGAGUGGGUUUGGAUUAUAUAUUUUCCACUUUUGCUACAUGGCCUCCUCCAGGAUGUAUCUUCUAGCGAAAUGCAUUCUCAUCUUCCAACUUAUGAUCUUGAUUGCGAAGAACAGCCGGGCGUUGUUAUGCCUGCCGUGCGACGAGUAAUGCGAGGAACCGAAGCAGUGUAAGGGGGCCGUGGUGCCUGGCAUCUGCGGGUGCUGCACGGUCUGCGCCAAGCAGAAGAACGAGAGCUGCGGCGGCAUGUACGGUCUGUAUGGGACCUGCGACCGGGGGCUCCGGUGCGUGAUCAGACCCCUGGUCAACGGCGGCUUCAUCACGCAGUUUGAGGUUGGAGUUUGCGAAGAUGAAAACUGGGACGACGACCAGCUUUUGGGAUUCGAGCCGUGCAACGAGAACCUGGUGACUGGCUGCAACAUCAUUGAUGGGAAGUGUGAAUGCGAUAGCCUCCGGACGUGCAACAACCCAUUUGAGUUCCCCAGCCAAGAUACCUGCCAGACAGCCCUGAAGAAGAUCGAAGAGGAGCGACCGGACUGCUCGAAGGCGCGCUGCGAGGUGCAGUUCUCCCCGCGCUGCCCGGAGGACUCGGUGCUGAUCGAGGGCUACGCCCCGCCGGGCGAGUGUUGCCCGCUGCCCAGCCGCUGCGUCUGCAGCCCCGCCGGGUGCCUACGCAAGGUGUGCCAGCCUGGCUACCUCAACAUCCUGGUGUCCAAGGGCUCGGGCAAGCCCGGCGAGUGCUGCGACCUGUACGAGUGCAAGCCAGUGUUCAGUGUGGACUGCACCACAGUGGAGUGCCCCCCUCUCCAGCCGGUGCAGUGUCCAGCCGACAGCUACGAGACGCAGGUGCGACUUACUGCGGACGGCUGCUGCACGCUGCCCACAAGGUGUGAGUGUUUGCCCGGUCUGUGUGGCUUCCCUCAGUGCCCGGCUGGAUCUUCCCCUCAGGUCAUCUCCCGUGGCGACGGUACCCCUGGGAGGUGCUGCGAUGUGUUCGAGUGUGUCAACGAGACCCACCCGGCGUGCACCUUUAACGGGGUCGAGUACCAGGAUGGAGACAUGUUCCGCAUGGACGCCUGCCGCUUCUGCCGCUGCCAGGGGGGCGUGUCUGUGUGCUUCACCGCCCAGUGUGGCGUCCUCCACUGCGAGCGCUACUACGUCCCCGAGGGCGAGUGCUGCCCCGUGUGUGAAGACCCCAUCUACCCGGUGCUCAACUUCGCCGGUUGCUACGUCAACGGGCAGAUCCUGGCGCACGGGGACCACUGGCGCGAGGACGACUGCACCUUCUGCCAGUGCGUGAGCGGCGAUGCCCGCUGCGUGGCGGCCGCCUGCGGGCACAGCUGCCUCCACCCGGUCACCGUGCCCGGCGAGUGCUGCCCCGUUUGCGAAGAGCCGUCCUACAUCACAAUGGCGCCCCCUGCCUGCGGUGUGCUGAAGAACUGCUCGCUGUCAGAGCACGAUUGUCUCUACGGCUUCCGUCUGGACGCCUCUGGCUGCCGCACCUGCCACUGCAAGACCCGUGAGGAGCUGUGCAGCGGUCUGAUCGCCGGCUGCACCCUCAAGUGCCCGUUUGGCUCCCAGACGGACGCCCACGGCUGCCCGCUGUGCCAGUGUCGCCCGCGCCCCAAGAAGUGCAAGGCUGUGGCCUGCGAGAAGGAGUGUCCCUUUGGCUUCAUAAAGAAUAAGCAUGGCUGUGACCUGUGCCGCUGCAAGAAGUGUCCAGAGCUGCCGUGUGACAAGACCUGUCCAAUGGGCUUCCAGCAGGACCAGCUGGGCUGUCUGAUUUGCCAGUGCAGAGAUCAAACCGUGUCGUCGGUGGCGCCGUCGGUGAAGCUUGGCUCGUGCCUGUCCAUGGACGGCCGUCGCCACGAGAACGGCGAGAACUGGCACGACGGCUGCCGUGACUGCUACUGCCACAACGGCCGGGAGAUGUGCGCCCUCAUCUCGUGCCCUGUGCCCGCCUGCGAGAGCCCCACCAUCCGCCCCGGCCAGUGCUGCCCUUCGUGUCCAGACGAGCCGAGCUCCCACAAGCCUGUUCUGAGCGACUCGUCGGUGUGCCUGGCGCCCGGGGGGGAGUACUUCGUGGAGGGCGAGACCUGGAACAUCGACUCGUGCACGCAGUGCACCUGCCACAGUGGGAGGGUGCUGUGUGAGGCCGAGGUGUGCCCGCCCCUGCUGUGCCAGAACCCAAUCAGGUCGCAGGACUCCUGCUGUCCGCACUGCCCCGAGGAGCCCGUGACCCCGCAGUCGCCCAGCAACGACAGCAUGCCCAGCUACUGCCGCAACGAGGAGGGCGACAUCUUCCUGGCGGCCGAGUCGUGGAAGCCCAACAUGUGCUCCAGCUGCGUGUGUCUGGACGGCACCAUCAGCUGCUUCUCCGAGACGUGCCCGCCGGUGGCCUGCGCCCGGCCUGUGCUCAGGAAGGGGCAGUGCUGCCCCUACUGCCUGGACGCCACCCCCAAAGCCGUGUGCCACUUCAACGGGAAGACGUACAUGGACGAGGAGCGCUGGGACAUUGACAGCUGCACACACUGCUACUGCCUGCAGGGCCAGACGCUCUGCUCCACCGUCAGCUGCCCCGCCCUGCCCUGCCACCAGCCAAUCAUCGUGGAGGGCAGCUGCUGUCCCAUGUGCCCCGAGAUGUAUGCUCCCACCAACGUCCCCAUCGAGAAGACGGACCAGCGAGGGGACAAACUUCCUCACCAGCCUGCCUGGCCUACCCACAGCGAGAAUGACAUCAUGCCCCAGUUUAGAGGUGACUUUGGCAGCCUGCAGAUGCCCUACCUGGACGGCAAGGUGCCGCUGCACAACGAGGAGGGCAGGCUGCAGUCGGUGGCCUGGGUGGCGCUGCCCGUGGCCAUGAUGCUGCUCGUCAUCGCCACCCUGCUGCUGCUCAACCAGAAGAAGCAGUGGAUCCACGUGCCCUGCUACCGCGCCCCCACCAAGCCCACCUGUCUAAAUAACCAGCUGGUGUACGUGGACUGCCAGAAGGGCACCAAGGUGCAGGUGGACCAGGCCCAGCGGAUGCUGCGGAUGGCCGACCCAGACUCCAGAUACAGCGGCUACUACAGCAUGCAGAAGCACAACAACCUGCAGGCAGACAACUUCUACCAGACUGCCUGAGCCAGAGAUGGAUGGAUGGAUGGAGAGAGAGAGAGAGAGAGAGAGACUGAGAGAGAGAGAAAUGGAAAGACACAGAGAGAGAGAGGAGAAAAGGAAGAGACAUUGAGUGAGUGACCUGCAGCAGCCCAAACACAGAGAACAUGUGACCAUCCGACUUGAGAGUGCUGGGAAGAACGAGAGAAAGACCGGAGAGAAAGAGAGAAAGAGCGGAGAGAAAGAGGGAUGAAACGAAAGACUUUGGCCCAAACAAUCCACACACCAAAACCAACAGAGAGAACAGAGACCAGUAAAAGCAACAAAACUCCAGACAUUUACAAGACAAACAAACAAACAUUUAUAAAACAAACAAAAACAAACAAACAAACAAAAUACAAGACAGCUGACAAUCUUAUCCAGACAUGAAAAUCCACAAACCAAAUCCAGGAAUGAUGAUAAUUAUUUGAAUGGGAGAUGAGAACUGUUCCUAAGUAUAUGUGUGACGGAGAUAGGUGCAUGUGUGUUUGUGUGCGUGUGUGCUUGUGUGAAUGCUUAUUUGUGUGUGUGUGUGUGUGUGUGUGUGUGUGUGUGUGUGCAGGUGCAGGCGUGUUCAUUUGAAAUCAAAUAUAUGUGGGAUUAGGCCGAUUUUUGUUUGUUUUAACAGUAAUCUUUUCCUGCAUUCCUGUUAAGCUGUGUUUCUUUUGGGAAGAUGAGAGGUGUUUUUCGAGGACACGACGACGACGACGACACUCCCUCCUGUGUACGUGCCAGUGAGACUGUGGACGCUAGCUUGACCCGCUGUACCAAAGCUCUUUUUCUAUCCCACAAUAGCCACCCAUCCCCCACGAGGGCUCUAGUCGCGGGAACCUUGUGGUCUUCCUGGAGCACAGUGAAAGAAAAGGGAGAGGAGAGGAAAGAAGAGACAGAGAAAACACUAUAAAGAGCGAGACAGGGAAAGAGAGAGAGGGGGGGGGGGGGGGGUCUAGAUAGUGAGAUAGACCCAGUACAGAAACCCACCUCUCUGUGGCUUCUGCCCCGCGCGCGCGUCAUGAACUGAUCCCAUAGUUUGGUUUGCCGUCACAAGGCACGGAGGAGGAAACGAAAGACAAGAUGAGGAGGAGGAGGAGGAGGAGGCACCACCACGUCAGCACUCUUCAUCGUCAUCAUUUGGACUUGGCGCCAGAGUCUUUAGGCUUCUCGUAUUUUUACUUCUUUAUUAUUUGUGGGCUUUUUGUGUAGAGCCAUUGAUUUUUGAACGCGCCCCUCCGCCGAGAGUGAAACCAGAGACGGGGGGGAGGCUUACUCUGCAGGGGAUCAGCUCCGUGCUCCACUCCUUAAUCUUCAGCGUCCUGUUCGAUCCGAGUCAUUCUCACACUCCACACCAUGGUGUAUUUGUGUUUUGAUAACCAGUAUGAAGUGAGAUUAGGACAGAGCAUUGCGCGCAGGUGACUGGUUUGGAUUUGAGCAUAAUGCUUUUACAAGUGCUGCUUUUGUUUUUAAUCUUUGCCGUUGUUUCUAUUCGAGUCCACUAGGGGGGGCUCUACGCCUGCGUAUAGAUCAUGAUUCAGCCUCUCCACUAGAGAAGAAGACACAGCUGUCACGAAACAUGAUAGAAUCAAAGAGAAGCGUUCAAAUGUUAUUUUUUCUCUUUCUUUCAAGACAAAUGCAAUUAUUCUUUGAUUCUUUUGUCCUUUGUGUUUUUAACAUAUGUCCCUGUUUGAAGACGUUUCACAAUGAUGGCGUUACCGAAGCACCUUCUGUGGUGAUCGUAUUUGUUUGAUACGUAAUUGGCUUUGAACAGAUCUUUUGAAAUGCAUUAUAGGAACAUUUGCAGUGUGUACAUAGCAAUCCUACAACGGAAGACCGGGGAUAAAUGUGUGAAUAUACAUGUAUGUAUGUAAUGUAUGUAAUGUGUGUAUGUGUGUGUGUGUGUGUGUGUGUGUGUGUUUGUGUGUGUGUGUGUGUGUGUGUGGGGGUGGGUGUGAAUAUUUGACAGCAUGUGUGUUCAAUUUAUGUGCACAGCAACCCACACGCAUGUACAUUCUGAUUUUCAUUUUAUUAUUUUGCUCCUUCACUCUUAAUAUUUCAUUUUCCUGUUGAAUGUAUUUAUAAUGCAGAAAAAAAAAAUCGUGUUUUUUUUUUGUUGAUUAUCUUAAGCAACAGCUGAGGUAACUAGUGGUAACGGGCGUUCCUCUGCCUUGUCUGUUUGCUCGGGAGAGCUGAGUAAAAGAAAAGAAAGAAAGAAAGAAAGGAAGGAAGGAAGGAAGAAAAGACAAACAUCUCAGUAUAUUUUUUUAAAUUGUGUCUUGUCCACAAGUGCUCUGCUCAUGUCCCCCGUAGCGUGUGUCCAGUACGUCAUCUGAACAUGGUGGAGCUCUGAAUCGGAACAGUGUCCCUCGUCUCUCUGUUCUUCUCCAGCAUUGUUUUUGCUUCUGAUGUCCAAACCACUGGAAAGUCGAUCGGCAUAAGCUGUAAAAGAGAGAGAGAGAGAGAGAGAGAGAGAGAGAGAGAGAGAGAGAGAGAAAAGGGAGGGGUGGGAGGGGAGGGCAGGGAAAAGGGGAGGAGAGAGGGAUGGUUGUAGACUUGUGAUAGGUCGUCUUUUGGGUGUAUUUAAAUCUGUCUGGCGAUGUUGUUAGUAGAAUUCUUGGCACUUUUAUAUAGAGAGAAAUGAACCUUUUGUGUGGGUGUGUGUGUGUGUGUGUGUGUGUGUGAGUGUGUGUGAGAGAGUGAGCGUGUGUGUGCCUUUUUUAUUGUUAGUCUUUUUUUAAAACAACUGCUUGUCUUUGAAAGUCUUGCCCUUUGAAACCCUGUGAGACCCAGUGCUGUGGUGUGUUUAGGACUCGUUAGUUUUACAAACAACACACACACUCACACACACACACACGCACACACGCACGCACGUGCACACAAACACACACUUCUACCAAUGAGCAUGCAAGCACUCCAACACAUACACUGACACACACCUGGAGCACAGAUCAGUAAACGGCCAUAUGCACAAUAGUCAACAGGAUGCCAGGAACGCUUGUCUAAGGGAGAGAUGUUGCCUUUCAUAUGUAUAUGCAGACAUUAGUAGGUCACCAGUGUGUUCACACACACACACACACACACACACACACACACACACACACACACAUAAACACACUCCACUCUUUUUUCAGACAUUGUAGAGCACUGGGAAGCACUUCUCCAGUAAUGCAUUGCCUCAUGCCACCUUAGAGCGUCAUUAUUAUUACAUUAUCCCCUGUAACACUUCGUAGGGUGUGUGUGAGAGAGAGAGAGUGAGUGUGUGUCCAUGUUCAUGCGUGGGUUCAUGCGUCCUGUGUGGUUGUGUAUGGUGAGAGCUGUGUCUUUGAGUGUGUGUGUGUGUGUGUGUGUGUGUGUGUGUGAGGUUGAUGUUGACGGUUACCGAAGUUUCUGUUUUGCAGACGACUGGUGUUUUUUUUUCACACUGAUGAUGGUGGUGUACUGUGCGGUUAAGUGUGAGCUCAUCACAUGUACGUGUGUGUUAGCCAUGGGUCUUGUGGGGACGAAACGUGUAAUUUUUUUUUUCCUUUUUUUUCAGUGCAUCUUCCAAGUAUUGUUGUAAAUACUUGGGUGUCACUUGCCAAAACAAAAUAAAACAAAAACACAAAAAAAGGUUGUAAAGAGAGGAAAAAAAGAUUUAGAUUUAAUUUAUUAUUUUAAUGACCUUUUAAUAAUUUAUUAACAAGCAAAACAAGUCAAAAGAAAUCAAACCUGAACGUUCGACAGGAGCAUGUAAAGUAACAUCGAUGCAGCUGAAAUUGUGAAACUUUUUUUUUUUUUUUUGGUGGUGUUAUGUCUCUGGAAAAAGAGAGUGUGGAAGAAAAACACAAAUGAGGGCGUGUACUGUAUACAAAAAAAAGACGAGUGCAAGAAUACAUGUUUCUCAUUUCUGUCAGGUUCCUUCUUCAUUUUGUCUGCCUAAAUCCCACCCUCCCCAGGCCACUAUUGAUUUGCAUUGUCUGAGCACAAGAAGCUGGAAAAAAGACAAGCCUGCACUUCAGGACCCUUUUAGAGAACAAUCCCACACGAGCUUGGAUAGGAAUCCUUGUGUUUUCUUUUUCUUUUUAUCUUCAUUUCUUAUCCCCGUUUCUUUUUCUGUUCCUCUUGUAUUUUGCAGAGAAGUCCCUAUAGAGUCUGUAUACUACUGGUGUUCUAUGCUUAUGUAUAAAGAGAGACAGAGAGAACAAAUAUGUUGAUAUUGAUAAUAUUGCAAAAACAAUAUUUUUAAAAAGGAUAGAUGAAGAUUCGACUCGGAAUUCCUGUAGCACAGCAGAUUUUUUUAAUUCUCUUGUAUUAUUUUGUUUGUUUCUUUGCAGCACAAUAAAUAAUUUGAAAAUA